CAGAGGUUAAGUCACUUGCCCAGGAUCUCAUAGCUAAUAAGUGGAUUUGAACACAGGUCUUCCUAACUCCAGAAUCAGUGUUCUACCCAUCACCCCACCUAGCUGCUUACAGAAUCUUAAGAGGCAUUGCAGUCUGCAACGGUGGGAAUAGCAACACUGAGAAAAUCACAGAUCCUUGAAGUGUUUAGUUUGGCUGAAAUUUGGGAGGGUGGGUACAGCUCCUUGUCUUGAAGAUGAAGAAGGCCUCCCUAGGAGAGCAGGAGAGUAGGAAGACUCCCUAGCAGUCCCCACCUAGAAAAACAAUGUGACUCAUACGCUUGUUUUGUGAUUUGUUUUUUUUCUGGCACAUUUUGCAUUUCACCUGUUCUUUGAGUGACUGACUGAAGGUCUGCCCACACACAGGACAAGUGUGUGGUGCAGGGUGCUCCCAUGUCCUUGUUGAAGUAGCCUGAAAUGCUCAUCCUAGAAUUAUCAGAUUAAGAUUUGGAGCUAGCAAGAAAGGGCCUUACAGUUGUAUGUGUGACACCGUCCCGCCCCCUCCCCCAACUACUGCCAUUUUACAGAUGAACUACCAGGAAGCCCAGAAAGGCUUCAAAAUGUGUGUCAGCAGUAACAGCAGCAACGAAGAGGCCCCCGUCUUGAAUGCAAAACAACUGGACGUCCCGGACAUCAUCGUCACGCCCCCCACCCCCACGAGUUCCACGAUGGGGCCGAGAGACUCGAGCCAGUCAGUGUGGCCAGAUGAGACUGUGUCUUACUCUGAUGAUGGAGAAAUAGAUAUCGAACCCUGAGAAGAUAAACCAAAGAUGUCAUGUCCUUGGCACUCUUGUCUGAUGUUUCUCUCUGAGGGAAGAAGACUGUUCUCCAUUUCCUCUCACAGUAUGGCCUCGUACUUUAGCUUUUUCCUAUCUACAGAUGCCCUAACAGUGACAUGCCCCACUGGGUGAAAUCCAUUAAGUUUGUUGGAGCAAUGGAGCCAUUCAGUGCUGAAGGAAGGAGACAGAAAAGUGGGAAAAGAGCAAAGCACCUUCCUUGACCAAGUCAAACAAUGGUCAAGGGCAACAGGAUCCUGGAUGAAGGGAGUCAGGCUCACUAAACUUUGCAAUUCCCUACCAGCUCCAGUCUGGAGAAAGAAAGGGGGGAAAUCUAAUGGACAAUGGUGGUGUUUCCCAUAAUCUGAUGGGAUUUUUCUCUACUAGAACACCACACAUCUGUACCCCGUGCCAUGGGGCCCAUCUAGAUGUGAUGUGUCACAAAAAGUGUGCAACGUGGCUAUGAAUAAGACCCUGCAAGACAAAUGGUUUCUUUUUUUUUUUUUUUUAAUGUUUUACAAGUAUUGAGAAAAGUUAAAUAUGGUUUAUAAAUUGAAGAUCUGGAUUUGGUGGGGUUUUUGGUUUGGGGUUUUUUUCAUUACAAA
Messenger RNA from Vombatus ursinus (common wombat), 1417 nucleotides. RefSeq names its product chromosome unknown C16orf74 homolog (gene CLMB). Lineage: Eukaryota; Metazoa; Chordata; Mammalia; Diprotodontia; Vombatidae. Bases 516 to 791 code for a protein of 91 amino acids. The transcript is spliced from 3 exons. The record is from RefSeq and is a predicted model, not a curated record.